Molecule: messenger RNA, 4138 nt
Organism: Calliphora vicina (urban bluebottle blowfly)
Lineage: Eukaryota; Metazoa; Arthropoda; Insecta; Diptera; Calliphoridae
Product: zinc finger protein 91-like
Exons: 7
Coding region: 24-4040 (1338 amino acids)
Biological process (GO): regulation of transcription by RNA polymerase II
Cellular component (GO): nucleus
Molecular function (GO): zinc ion binding; DNA-binding transcription factor activity, RNA polymerase II-specific
Source: RefSeq, a predicted model, not a curated record
UCCAUUUUGCCUUGUGUGAAAAUAUGAGUUUUCUUUUUAAUAUUAAUGUGUGUCGAGUUUGUAUGCAAAAUGAGCAAAGCUGCGAUUUAUGGAGCAACAAGGACCUAUUGGAGAAAUUUGAGUUCAGUACCCGCUUAGAGGUUACCGAGGAAGAUAAUUUGCCAAAAGCUAUAUGUUCUAGAUGUACAGCACGAUUGAAAGUUGCAUACACCUUUAUUAAAACGGCACACGAAUCCGAAAAUAAUUUGAAAUUAUUUUUAACAAAAAUUAGCACAGAGUUUAAAGAAGUCACUCAAGGAAAUAAGUCUAUUAAGAAGUCAAUGAAUGAACAAAAUCUUACCGAAGAUGAUCUUUUAUCACUUAUGCACGACGAAAAUCAUGAAGAUAUUCUUACUGAAGUAGACGUACACGAGAAGCGCAAACAAUUGCUUACCCUUGAAAAAACCACAAAAAUAUGCAGGACGGAAUUAGAAGGCGAGACAACGAAAUGUCCUAAUGAAAUCAUAAAAUCGAAGGAAAAUGGUUUUGAAAAUUGCAAAAAAGAUGAAACAGUUUAUCCAUUAACUAAGGAUAUUUUAUUGAUACAUGCUAAUAACAAUGAGAUUGAUAAUGAAUACGAAGGCAAUUCACAUUUUAUGGAAAUUCCAACUCAAGAUGAUGAAGAAGAAACAGAAAAAGAACACUACAAUGAAGAAGUUGAUGAUGAUAAUGCAUUGGAAAAAAAUCAAACAUACACGAGCAUUAAUAUGUUGGAUGUAACUGAAGAAUCAGAAAUCCACUCACAAUCCACAGAAUUAGCUAUGGAAGAAGAAGAAAAUCGUGAUUACGACACGAUGGUUAAUAGUCAAGAUGAUACCAUACAAUACCAAAGUAUUUACGUCGAUGAGAGUUCCGUAGAUGAUACUAAUCCAAAAAAUGAUAACGACUUUUAUAUAAAUAAUUCAAAUGAAGACGAAGAAGAAGAAACACACGAAAAUCCACAUUCCUCUAAAAUAGAUGUCAUUAAUGAGCAAAAGGAAACAGGUAUCAAGUCAUUUUAUAAAACGGAAAUAAAUGUGCACCGUUUUUAUUGCAAUAAAUGCAGUCGUGAUUUCAGUACUAAAACAAAUUUAAAUCGUCAUAUGCAAUCACAUGAAGGCAAUAAACCAUUUUCAUGUACGGAAUGUAAAAAGAGUUUCACGCAAAAAUCAACUUUGAAACAACACAUGUACACACAUACAGGGGAGCGGCCUUAUGUUUGUGAAGUAUGUAACCGCGGAUUUACGCAAUGUAAAAGCUUAAUAUUCCAUAUGCGCCGUCACACAGGCGAAAAACCAUUUCAUUGUGAAUAUUGUUUAAUCACUUUUCGGCAGAAGGAUGCUUUAAGGAUUCACAUCUUAAAACAUCAUGUUCUUAUAGAGCAUGGUGCGGAUGGCAGUGAAAUAUUUACGUGUAUUAUAUGUCAAAGGAAAUUCGAAACUAAAGCUGAAUUUAAAACACACAUGAAAGUCCACACGGCAACUGCAGAAGUAGAUAAUGCUGUUGAAUUAUUGCAAGCUGAACAUGAAUGGUCUACAAUGAAAAGGUCAAAAAAUUCAAAUAAUUUUGGAUCUGAUUUACUAAUGCCUAUUGAUUCUGAAUGCAUUAAUGCUGCGGUUGUAAAUGUUUCUGCAUCGUCUGCAGCAGAACCGAGUCGUGCAAAAAAAUUUCAGUGUAGAAAGUGUUUUAAAUGUUUUGCAUUAAAAAAAAGUUUAUUACGGCAUAUGCGCAUACACUAUGUAAACAACGAUGAUGACUUAACAGAAUGUUUGGAUUGUGAAUUGCAAUUUUCAUCUGCGGAGGUUUAUCAAGAACAUAUCUCGGAAUGUCAUCAAUAUGCAUGUUCUGCUUGUCCUGAACUAGUCUUUAAAACUAUACAAGACUUGAAGAUACAUAUGUUUGAACAUGACUUGGAUCAUUAUCACAAAGUAUACUUAAUAUUUAAAAUGGAUCUUAAGGUAUGCAGAAUUUGUGGUGGUGUCGAAGAAUUAAAAAAUAUUUUAGACCAAGGUACCGAAAUUAUUGACAAAUUGCUCGUGUGCGCAAAUAUAAGUAUAUAUCCUGGAGAUUUGUUGCCUAAACUCAUAUGUGAACAAUGCGAAAAAAAAUUGGAUCUCUCAUAUCACUUAAGAAAACAAAGUGAAGCUACACAAAAACGCUUAAGGUGGGAAUUAAAUAGAGAACAGAAUGAACAAAUUCCCAGCUCACAAGAAAGAAAAAGUACCGAGAAUCUUUUAAAUCAUUCAAUAAGUAAUCAAUCUCCAUAUUCUAAGGAUAAUUUAGAAAUAAUGAUGAUUGGAGAGAAUUCUGUAUUGAACAUAGGUAAUUGUGAUCAAAUGAAAGAUAUUGUACAUGAACCUGUUAAGAGUAACAAACAAGUAUCGGAAAUCUAUAAUAUAGAGAAAGAAAUUAUUGAAUAUAUAAGCUGCGAUACAAAUGGCCCUCAAAUGUUAAAUCGCCAAACUCGAAAUGAAGAAAAAGGAAAGUUGGAACAUAAUGUUAUAACUGAGAUGUCAGUUAAUAAUGAUAGCACAAGCAAUGAUAAUUACGAAAAUAAUGAAACUAAUGAAAUUCCACUGCCUUCCGAAUAUUGUAGUAUAGACUUAUUAUCAUCGUCAACUGGAUCCACAACGAGUGACUAUUGUAAUGAUUUCGAGAAUGAUCAAGCUGUUGUUAAAUUUAAGGAUCUAAAUGCCCUCACCUGUAAUACCUGCCAUGAAGUUUUUACUAAAAAAAAGGACUAUAGUCUGCAUAUAAAACAACACGGAGAAGAACGAUACCAGUGCAUCCAAUGUUGCAAAUUCUUUCCUACACGUUUCCGAUUGAAAAGGCACGAGGAAAUUCACAUCGAGAUACCUACUCAUAAAUGCUCUUAUUGUAAGCGAAGCUAUCGUGUUUUAUAUAAUCUCAACCGACACAUACGGUCUGUGCAUUUAUUUAAAAAUAAUUUAGAAUGUAAAGUUUGCAAUGUUAGUUUCUCCCGUAUCGAUGUUUUAAAGCGUCAUAUGCAACUGCACUCUGACGAAAAAAAUUACAGAUGUUUAUUGUGUUCGCAAAGCUUUAAAACAAGGGAUUAUUUGUAUGCUCAUAGUAAGACACAUCACAGCGAAAAUUCUGCAAUAUCAAAAACUUAUAAACGAACCAAAACGGAAAACGUUAAUAAAAAUCAGUGCGGUCACUGUGGGAAGUUGUUCAAGUCACCGUUUGCCUAUAAAAAUCAUUUACUCAUUCACACAAAUGAAAAACCAUACGAAUGUGAAUCUUGCAAUAAAAAGUUUCGGACGAUCGCUGCACUUACAACACAUCAACGCAUCCAUGAUGACUAUCGGCCAUAUCAGUGUGAAUUGUGUUUAAAAAGUUUUAAACAAACUGCACAUUUAAAAGAACACAAACUUUUACAUUUAGACAAUGUUCCCCAGCAUAUCUGCUCCAUAUGUCAAGCACCAUUUGCUAAGAAAGGAAAUUUAAAGGUACACAUGCGCAUACAUACAAAAGAAAAACCAUUUAAAUGUGCGGACUGUUCUGCUGAGUUCAGUUAUAUGCAUUUGCUUCAAAGACAUGCAAGUAAGGUCCAUAGCAGAAGCAUACACAAAGUUUAUACUUUAAAUGACACUGAUGAAUCAAUUGAAAACGAUGACAGCGCCAAAAGCAAUGGUGCAGUGGAAUCUGAACUGUAUCAUUACAUUGAUACGGUUACUGAUGACGAUUAUGAUCAUGAUGUGGCAGAUGUUGUGGAUUUGAUAGAAGAUAAUCAAGAAAUAUAUGGGUCAUCUCCAGGUUUAGAAAUAAUAAACGACGAGUCUGCGAUAGAACAACACAUAUUCGAGGACGAGUAUGGUACUCGUGAAAGCGAACCAAUUGUGGAUUAUAUUCAAAUACAUUCAUUAGACUCAAUAAGAUCAGAUUUAGCUGAUGGCAUUGAUGACUAUGAAAAUCAUAUAACAGAACAAAAAGUUGAUCUUUUUGUAAGUGAGGAAACUAAAUUAACUAGAUCCGUGUAUAAUGUUACCAAAUUGGAAUAAGGUAAUCUAUUAUUCAUAAAUUUAAAGCGAAUUUAAAUAUGUAUGUAUGUAUAAAAUGGGAAUUUUUCAUUACAUGAAGUUUUCAACACGAUCAUAUC